Messenger RNA from Eriocheir sinensis (Chinese mitten crab), 1962 nucleotides. RefSeq lists its product as uncharacterized. Lineage: Eukaryota; Metazoa; Arthropoda; Malacostraca; Decapoda; Varunidae. The transcript is spliced from 4 exons. Bases 649 to 1611 code for a protein of 320 amino acids. The record is from RefSeq and is a predicted model, not a curated record.
GAAAGGCGGCAAAGGAUGAAGGCGUUCUGGUGACUGUUAAGACUAAGCAAUGGAUGGGCUGAUCAUGUCGUGCGUGGGACUGACGACGAAACUAAUGGUUGUAUUAUAAGACAUUUUGCCACUUAAGAACACAUAUUUGACAAGGCUUUCGUAGGAGUUGUGGGCACUUCCAGGAGUAGUGUUAUGGCCCUGGUGGUAGUUUGACCUUUCUUCUGUACCGUGAACCUAGGAAACACAUAUUUGACAAGGCUUUCGUAGGAGUUGUGGGAACUUCCAGGAGUAGUUUUAUGGCCCUGGUGGUAGCGUGAACCUGAAGGAACACUCACUGGAACUCGACUGACCCCAUCUUUGGCGUUUAGAAAUAGCUGAUGUAAGAAGCAAAGGUGUCUUAUAAUAGUAAUAAUACCAACCUAAGAGAAUGGCAAACCAGACAUUGUAUAGGUCAGGGCAGGGAGAGGACCAGGCAGGGAGGUGUAGUGUAUGCUCCCACCUUCAUCAUGAAAUUUAAACUUCUCUUAUAUAACUCCUGAACUAUGUGGCCUUAACCCGUCCGCUGCGAUUGGCACGGAUUUGGCCUUCACUGGUAGCCUGGUAACAUAUAGUCCCAGGUCUUUCUCUUCCUCUGUGGUGGAUAGUGGAGUGUUUCCCAUGUGGUAUUGGUGUGCUGGAUAUCCCUUCACUGGUAGCCUGGUUACAUACACUCCCAGGUCUUUCUCUUCCUCUGUGGUGGAUAGUGGAGUGUUUCCCAUGUGGUAUUGGUGUGCUGGAUAUCCCUUCACUGGUAGCCUGGUUACAUACACUCCCAGGUCUUUCUCUUCCUCUGUGGUGGAUAGUGGAGUGUUUCCCAUGCGGUAUUGGUGUGCUGGAUAUCCCUUCACUGGUAGCCUGGUAACAUACACUCCCAGGUCUUUCUCUUCCUCUGUGGUGGAUAGUGGAGUGUUUCCCAUGUGGUAUUGGUGUGCUGGAUAUCCUUUCACUGGUAGCCUGGUAACAUACACUCCCAGGUCUUUCUCUUCCUCUGUGGUGGAUAGUGGAGUGUUUCCCAUGUGGUAUUGGUGUGCUGGAUAUCCCUUCACUGGUAGCCUGGUAACAUACACUCCCAGGUCUUUCUCUUCCUCUGUGGUGGAUAGUGGAGUCUUUCCCAUGUGGUAUUGGUGUGCUGGAUAUCCCUUCACUGGUAGCCUGGUAACAUACACUCCCAGGUCUUUCUCUGCCUCUGUGGUGGAUAGUGGAGUGUUUCCCAUGUGGUAUUGGUGUGCUGGAUAUCCCUUCACUGGUAGCCUGGUAACACACACUCCCAGGUCUUUCUCUUCCUCUGUGGUGGAUAGUGGAGUGUUUCCCAUGUGGUAUUGGUGUGCUGGAUAUCCCUUCACUGGUAGCCUGGUAACAUACACUCCCAGGUCUUUCUCUUCCUCUGUGGUGGAUAGUGGAGUGUUUCCCAUGUGGUAUUGGUGUGCUGGAUAUCCCCUCCCAAGAUGCAUGACUUUACAUUUUUCUUCAUUGAAUUGUAGCAGCCACUUUUUGUUCCAUUUCUGUAGCUUGGUGAGGUCUUCUAGUAUGAAAUUCGCAGUCAUUGGGUCAAUAAGAUAUUCAUACAGGCCAAGAUUCUGAAGGCUCCAUUGAGAGAGAGGUUCAUCUUAAGUAAAUGUGUUCUGUACCAUGUAACUCCACCCAGUCAGCGUGUUAGAACUGUUUAGGAAACUUUCAGGAGCCGUGCUGAGUGGGAUCUUUGUUUUCAUUUGUUUUUCCCUUGAGCUGCUUCCUGUACUGUAAAAAAAAGGGGGCUGGGGUAGGAGGGGGAACAUCAAAUUGCCAUGCCAAAAAUGCCUUCAUAUUAAAAGGAAUUAAUAGUUAUAAGAUGCAAUACAUAAUAAAAGGAAAAGAUAUCUCUACUGCAAUUAGUGUUCGUUUACCAAAUAAUAACAUGAAAGACAUCACACGAGGGCAGGAAAUGUAGCCAUG